Molecule: messenger RNA, 909 nt
Organism: Chelonoidis abingdonii (Abingdon island giant tortoise)
Lineage: Eukaryota; Metazoa; Chordata; Testudines; Testudinidae
Gene: NHP2
Product: NHP2 ribonucleoprotein
Cellular component (GO): nucleolus
Molecular function (GO): RNA binding
Source: RefSeq, a predicted model, not a curated record
UGUAGCCAGGUCCUUCUCAGUGCGCACGCGCGGAAGUGGGGCCGGGGUGCGGGGCACGUGUCUGUCGAUCAUGGCUCGGGAGAAGCAGCUGGAGCCGGAGCCCGAAGUGGCGCCGGAGCGAUCGUACCAGGGGCUGCUGGGGAACCUGAACCCGAUCGCGCGGCCGCUGGCCUCCCGCAAGCUCACCCGCAAGCUCUACAAGUGCAUCAAGAAAGCGGCGAAACAAAAGCAGAUCCGGCGGGGAGUGAAGGAAGUUCAGAAAUUCAUCAACAAGGGUGAGAAAGGGAUCAUUGUCCUUGCUGGAGACACGCUGCCUAUUGAAGUUUAUUGCCACAUCCCCAUCAUGUGUGAAGACAGGUCCCUCCCCUAUGCUUACAUCCCCUCCAAGUCGGAUCUGGGAGCAGCUGGAGGCUCAAAGCGCCCAACCUGUGUGAUAAUGAUCAAGCCACAUGAGGAGUACCAGGAGGCAUAUGAGGAGUGUUUGGAGGAGGUUGGGUCCCUUCCUGUCCCCCUGUGAAGGACCUGGGGAAUACCUGUGCUGGAGCUUCUGGCUGGCUGGGCCUGCGCUGCCCCAGCAACAUUCGCUGGCCUCCGAAGACUUUACAAAAUGAAACAUGAGCAACUUGCUGGGUGCUCAGUGUGGCGGGGAGGGGGCUGCAUGGACCCUGGGUUUAACUAAAAAAAAUUGUUCUGAAAUAAUUGAGUAGCAGCUGCUGAGGAUGGGGGCAGUUGGUGACUAACCUCCCCCUUGAAGGGGGGGGGAGAGCAGGCUUCCUGGACAGGCUAGCAUUCCUAUGGGGGAUGAGCCCAAGCCAUGAGCAGCAAGUCAGCCCUGUUCUGUUGUGGAUGAAAUAAAUGUAUUUGUACAGCUGUUUGCUGGGGUUGUUAGUAAAGUUGCUGUUGGAGGCA